AUGGCAAUUGAAUUAUGUUCUGAUAAUCCUGUAAGUACGAACGUGAGUCCUAGGAUUUCAUUUUCUCAUGAUUUUUCACAAGCAGAUGUAAUUCCGGUAGAAAAAUAUAUUGAAUCGAAUUCAUCAUCGACUGGUGAUUUUGAUUUCUGUGUAUUCCGGGGAAGCUUUGAUCAAGAAUCUUCUUUGGCCGAUGAUAUUUUCUUGGAUGGAAAGAUUCUUCCAGUUGAAAUCAAGAAAAAAUUGGCAGCUCCACCGAAAAGGGUGGAGGAGCCUCCACUAUCGCCAUCACCUCCACCUCCAAAUCCACAACAUGAUCACAAGAUUAAUUAUACUUCGAACAAGAAGAAUAUUGGGAACUCAGAAGAAAAGCAAAACAAGUCAUUUUGGCUGUUCAAGCGCAGCAGUAGUUUGAAUUGUGGUGGCAAUGGUGGUGGCUAUGGGCGGAGCUUAUGCCCUUUGCCACUUCUAUCCCGGAGUAAUUCAACAGGUUCAGCAACCAGUUCUAAACGAUCAUCAAUAUCAAAAUGCAGUUCCAAUCAUAAGCAGCAGCAUAAGUGUUCAUUAUUCAGUAAUUCGGCGGGGAAGCAAUCACAAUUUUUGUCAUCAUCUGCUUCUCAUCAGAAGCCUCCAUUGAAGAAAAAUAUUCAGGGUUCUUAUGGAAUUAAUCCAGUUUUGAAUGUUCCUUCUGCAAGUCUGUUUGGUAUGGCUUCUAUAUUUUCUGGUGGCAAGGACAGGAACAAGAGCAAGAAGUGA
This is a messenger RNA of Fraxinus pennsylvanica, 753 nucleotides long. Lineage: Eukaryota; Viridiplantae; Streptophyta; Magnoliopsida; Lamiales; Oleaceae. The record is from the annotation of a GenBank genome assembly.